This is a messenger RNA of Seriola aureovittata, 6664 nucleotides long. RefSeq names its product SH2B adaptor protein 3 (gene sh2b3). The record is from RefSeq and is a predicted model, not a curated record. NCBI's taxonomy places the organism in Eukaryota, Metazoa, Chordata, Actinopteri, Carangiformes, Carangidae. Gene Ontology annotation, molecular function: transmembrane receptor protein tyrosine kinase adaptor activity. Gene Ontology annotation, cellular component: plasma membrane. The transcript is spliced from 8 exons. Gene Ontology annotation, biological process: intracellular signal transduction. The coding region runs from base 340 to 2607 and encodes 755 amino acids.
UUUUUUUUGACAGCGGAAAUGAGGAGUCGCCACUUUUUCCGCGUCAAGUUCGUGGCUGAAAGUUUUCUUUCCUCCUUUUUUUUCCCUCUCUGUGUGCGGAGGAACCGUCGCAUGCACGCACAAUGAGAACGAAAGCGACGGGUUUUUUUAGCAUGCAGCUUUCUCCUCUGAUGCCCAGUGUCUGUUGGUCCUCGCCGACGUCGUUUUGAGUUACUUUAGAUGCUUCUCAACACAUUUCCGUUAUGCGAAGUCCAACUUGUUGGUUAGUUGUCGUGCUGCGGUGGGUGCCCAUCCGAGAUAACGGAGAACCAGUGAUUCUCAGCCGGUCUGGUUACUGCAAUGAAUGGUAACACUAUCCAUCCAGCCAACACCACCACAACAGCAGGAGGAGGCCCUGGCGUGGCAGUGCCCCCGAGAGGCUGGAGGGAGUUCUGCGAGCUGCACGCCAUCGCCACAGCCCGGCAGCUGGCUGGACACUACCAGAGCUUCGCCCGAGAGUGGCCACAACAUGACGUGCUCCCACCAGAGACCUUUUCCAAGCAGUUCACCGACCUCUUCCAGAAGCACUUCUGCUGCGAGGUCGACAAAGAUGGCACUCCGCUCAGCCAGAACACAUCCUCUACCGCCACCGGUAGUGCUUCCUCCACAUCUCCAGUGGCCCGUCCCCUUCCAACACAGGCUGUGACUGGUCGAUCACGGAUCAAGUCUUUGUCUGGGGCGCAAGACUAUCGGGAGGCGGGCCGGCCAAGUGGAGGAGCUGCUCUGUUUGCUUUGGCUCCACCAAAAGUGGAGCAGGUGGUCGUGAGCCGGGAACAGGAGCAGCCGCUGCGAUGUGCUUCGGGAAACUCCUUGUCGGGAAAUCCGGUUGUGCUCAGAGGGUCGACUCGCAGCAUCGGCAGCGGGUCACUGCUGCUUCACAGCCAUAGCAAUGAGGAGAUCUCUGGCGCAGAUCGUCGUCAGGUAUCUGAACGGUACUCAUCUGACUCCUCAGCCUCCAACCCUGGCCACGCUGAUGUCACCCACUUCUCUGUUAGUCAAAUCCAGAAGACCGUAAGAAGGAUUUUCAAGAAACAGCCGCCCAGCCCCCCCUCAUCCCAGGACCUGUCUCCUAGCAGCCCUAACCCCACCAACAACAGCAACAAUCCCCAAAAUAAUGGUGACAGAGUGGGUGGGAUUUCCUCCACAAAUGAGGACGUGUCAUCAUCCUCCUCUUCUUCCCACUCAUCCUCUUGUCUGAACUCUGAGGGCAACCCCCCAGGUGCUUCAAAUUGGUCUGUGGCUGCAGUAGCCUCUCACUUCCUGGAUCGUUUACGUUGGUUCCACAGCAGAAGCAUGAGGCAGAGGAGGUCAGAGGUGAGCGGCUGCUGUAAGGAGGGCCAACUGAGGUACUUACUGGUGGAUGACACUAUCUCAGACUCUCAGCCCCGCUGGCAACGCUGCCGCCUGCUGGUCAGGAGGAUCAGGGACAUUCAAGGAGGAGGAGGAGGAAGUGGAGGAGGUGGAAGAGGUGGAAGAGGAGGAGGGGAGAGGUACCAGUUGGAGCUCUAUGAUCCUCCAAAGGCCUCCAGUCCCAAGCUGACAACUCAGUGCUGUGAUAUCCAAGAAGUACGUCGUUGCAACCGUCUGGAGAUGCCCGACAACUUAAACACAUUUGUUUUAAAGGUUAAUCGCGGUAGUCUGAUAUUUGAGACCGACAACGACCAGCAGGUCAGCUCCUGGACCACAGAGCUAAAAGAAUGUAUCAGCAACAGGUCAGGCACUGUGGAUCUGGAGCCUCUCCCCUCCCCAGCUAACAGCUCUGUUCCAGCCAAUCGCAGAGGAAGCUCAGCGUCAGCAAGUCAAAGCCCCGUCACCUUCACCCUGCCAGAGCAGGUUAUCCAGAAGACAGAUCACUUCCUCUUCUCCUACCCAUGGUUCCACGGGCCCAUCUCCCGCGUCAAGGCGGCCUACCUGGUUCAGAGCUCUGGACCGGAGGGACAUGGAGUGUUUCUGGUCCGACAGAGCGAGACCCGCAGGGGAGACUACGUCCUCACGUUUAACUACCAGGGAAAAGCAAAGCACCUGCGCCUCUCUCUAACAGAAUGGGGUCAGUGUAGGGUGCAGCACCUGCGCUUCCCAUCUGUAAUGGACAUGCUCAGUCACUUCCGCCUCUUCCCCAUCCCACUCGAGUGUGGAGCCGCCGGUGCCGUCACGUUGUCCAGUUUCGUAGUGGCGGGCUCCAGCCCUCCGUCACAGGGUCAGCUCUCAGGCGCUCUCCUGGUCCCUUUCUCCCUCCAUCGGUGGAGCUCUGAGCCCAGCUUGGCUCACUGCAGCUUGGAUCGCAGCUCCAGUCAGCCCCCUUCGUCCUGCUCCAACACCAACACCACCUCCAGUCCCAGCUCUGUUUCCCAGCCAGGAAACCACCCCCCAAUUCGCGCCAACCCUGUCCCUGACCCUCCUUCGUCGGCCCCCGCUCCUCUGCGUCGGAGCGAGUCAGUGGGGAGGAGGCCUCUGCUUCGCCACCCCAACACCCACACUCCCAUCAUCCCUCAGCGGGACUCAGACUAUGAGCUGGAGCCUGAGCGGGGCCGGAAGCGGGCGAUAGACAACCAGUACAUGUUGCUCUGACCGGCUGAGUCAAACACCUCCAUCACCUCUGAAAGACAGGAGUCACCUGUGAAGUCAACACACACACACACACACACACACACACACACACACACACACACACACACACGGUCGUGUGUACAGACACAUUUUGUCACCCCACCAACCCAGCCUCAGGUGGGUGUGAGACACGAUCACAGCAGACUCAUGAACUUGAGCGAACAAGUCUUUGUCUGAUGAAUGCAUAGCACUGUGUAUGUCAAAACAUACACACACUCACUAUGCCUGAGCUGAGUGUGUGUUUACCAGUGUCAGACCCUCACAACAACCUCCACCCUGAGUGUCCACAGUGAAUGUAUUUUUGGGAGUUUUAUUACAGUGUUGACAAUAAUGAUUAUUCUUGUUUUAUUGAUGUUGAGGGUCCGUGUGAGAGAAGGUUAGCCACACGUGUGGCUGCCCUCGAGCCCGAAAAAAUAUUUUUAAGUAUUUCUAUUCUGAUGAAUUCAACGAGGUGCGCUUGAUUUAACUUCUUUGGCACUUAACCUGAACUGAUGGGAAAGCACUGCCUGCAGAACUGGUUAAAUCAAGUGCCCCUUCUAAAUAUUUAAAAGACAUUUACUCUUCACACAAAGUUCCCAGUGUGGAGCAAACUCCUUUUUUAUAAACACAAACAAAAAAAAACACUCUAUUUUAGAGUGUUAUUACAUUCUAGUAGAUAUUCCUCCCCUUGCGCAUUAUUAUAUAUUUAAGUGCACAACGCUUUCAGUGCACUUUGGAAACAAUGUGUAUAUUUUCUAUACACAGAUUCUUUUGUAGAAAAAUUAAAAAUAAAUAAAGUAAAAAGGGGAAACUUGGUUAAAGUCAGUCAGGGCAGCAUUUUCUAGAAACUUAUCGAGCACCGCUUCCACUCCGUCAAAACUUCGCUGAAGCAGAGAACCACAGAAAUGAUUCAAGAUUAGCUUUCGUCAGCACUGUUUUUGCCUGAAACAGAGGGAACUCAUCGCUGUUUGUGGUGUGUGUGUAUGUGUGUGUGUAUGUGUGUGUGUGUGCGUGUCUGUGUCUGUGUCUGUCUGUCUGUCCGUCUGUCCGUGUGCGUGUCUGGAUGCGUCCAUUGUAAUGUAUGUGAGAUGAGUGAAGUGUAGUUGUGCUGAUCUCAGUGUGGUACAGAGUCUGUGUGAUUUUUGUCUCGCAGUAGUCACUGCUGGCUUUUCCAAAAUCAGCUUCAAGUCUCUUUCUAGUGUCACGUUACAUUUCAAGCACCAAAGGCAUUAUGUGCACAAAAUUUACAUCGUCUGACAGAAAUAAUUUCUGCCACAAAAUCAAAGAAAAUGGAAUGAUGUAAUAACAAUAACAUAUAUGUAGUUGGAUAUUAUUACCUUAUAUCAACUCAUCUUUCCUCAUACUCAUUCACAAAACAUAUUUUUGUGCUGCUAAAUUAUUGAAAAAUUAAAAAUCUAAGACUGGACAACAUCAGCUUUACUGAUAUUAAUUAUACUAAAGUAAUUUCACUCCUUUGUAUUGAUUUUGUGGCAUAAAGCGUAUUGUGUGUCACCAAAAUGAGACUUGGCACCAAGAUGUAUUCUUUUACACAUAAAGUAAAAAUAGGCGACCAAUAAAAGACAUAAACUUGAAAGGCUUCACUCCAAAGACCGUGAGAGGGGGAAACCAAAAACAAAGUGGGAAUUAAAUCUAUGUCAAUAAAUGAUAUGCCUAAUCUUGUCGUUUGAACUUUGUGUGGACUCUCCACCAAAGUGAGCGUCAGAGCGCCGGAAACUUUUAAAAAUGUUUGUUUCACAUCAGUUUUGUGAUGGUUUGAGAAUCUAGCAUUAGACCCCUAAAGGGCUUUUAAAAGUGGAUGGUGAUAUGAUGCAACUGCUGAAAACCAGAGCGACACUGACAUCACACAGGUGCCUCUGUAGAUGUUAACAUGUAUUUUCUUACAGCUUUAGGCAAAUCUUGAUUCUGGGAGUGGCAUCAUGUCUCCAGCUCUACUUUCUUUUUUCUUUUUUUACACUCAUAGCAUUAAUUCUUCACCACAGCAGCUAACAGUUAAACCAAGGAUGGACUGUGAAAAUAAUGUAUUUUUACAAUCUACAUUUUUUUUAACAGAACUUCCAUGUUUUUAAUUAGAGGCUUUGUGAGGAAGGUUUUGUUUCAGUCAGAAAAGCUUUGAAAGUGACACGUGAGAUGUCACACACCAAUGAUCAGACAUUGUUCUUCAUGUUUCUGCGCUCUUUGACUAGAUUUGAUGAGUCAAUAAUUUCAGGUGCCUUCCAAGUUUGUCAUCAUUCUUUUAGAGGUUUUAACCACCAGUUUAAAGCUGCACUGACUAUAAUAGAUAGAUAAUAGAUAGUACAUCACUCAACUUGGGUGUGAAUUUUAUUGUCAUACAUUUUUUUUUCUACAGAAAAACACCAAACAAACAAGUCUUUAUCAAAGAAAGCAACUCUCAUCUGGUGUCCAGUUUGUUUGUGGUGUUUCAUCUCAUCCACCAUCAGGUCCGAGUUUCCUCAAAAGCACCUAAAAACCUGAUUUUAACCCAAACUGAUCUGAACCUUGUGGUGAUUCUGUCCUUGAGCCAGAAAUUAAAAGAUCAGCUUGUGGCCUCAUCAGAUUUGUUUCAGAUUCGCUCUCUCUUUUGAACCUCGUCUCUCCUCUUGAAGAUGGAAACCUUCAAAAACAUUUUAUUUUUGGAAAACAGAUGCAGAAUAUCCCAUGAACAGUGAUCACUUGUUCACAUAAAAGCAGUAGUAAUCUAAUUUGCCCAAGGAUGAAAUGUCAAAUUGUCUGUAAUUUUGUCUCAGUUAACUGAAGCUUCACUUCCAUUAGCUGCGGGAUGCCUGUGGGGAAUAGUGUGCUAGGACUUGUCCGUUUGUCUUCUAACCUUGCUUUAACACUAACUUCAGCAGUUGAUUUUAGAUUUACCUUCAGUAAACCUGUGCUUGAUAUAUGGUUUAGACUUGAUUCUGUCCGUCUGCCCUCUUUAUCAUUGUAGUUACCUGUUUUUUCUUUUUCUUUUUUUUUUUUUCUUUUAAAGAGAAAUACAUAAAUGCAACUUCAUUUCCUCAUGAGUGAGUCCUCUGUGAUUACUCCUCUUCUUACGCAAUAAGUCAGCUUUGUCUACCAAAGGAACAUUUUUUACAAUGGUUGUAUAGUUCUCUUUAAAUGUAUCAUCAUGAUCAAGACUGACAUCUUUGAAGUGUUUAUAAGGGGAACAAAAACAAGGACGUUUUUGGCAAAAGUACGGUUGGUCUUCCUGCCUUUAUGCGCCCGAGUCUAAACAAAUCCCUCAUCACCUCUUUUUCAUUUCUGCUAAACAAAAGCAACGGUAACUAACUAUUUUGGCUAUCAGUCCCCUUUCUAUGCUGAUUUUCUGUUGUUUUUUUAUUUUUUAUUUCUUUUAGGGAGAAUGACUGUGCCUUUGCCAGAAAGCUGCUGUUGCUUUUCCCCUUUUCAAAAGCUCAGGGUGUGAUGUGGUGCAAAACUUGUGUAGUGCAAUAUCUGAGAGAUGCUCAGUGCUUCACACCUUUUUUUUAUGCAUGUAGGGAGCGAUCAGAGGCUUCUAGAUGGAUGAAUUAAUUGGGUGAGAAUUCAAUGUUAAAAAAAUAUUUGACAAUGCCACAUUUCCCAGAACAUUUUGCUGUUGCUUUAUGGCUUCUAAUUUUGUUUCGUGGUUCACUCCAGUUUGUCUCCAGAAUCGAGUUAAUGCUAGAGAAGAUCCCAGUGUACCUCAGGUGUCUUUAAUCCUCAGCAUCCACUCCAGCAACACCUUUAGUGCCCCCCCCCCCCAUGUGUACAUUAAAAUGUCCAGUUGAUGAAUGUAAUGUGUUCUCAAUACUGUUCAUUCUGUUUCCUUUUUUGAACUUCGCACUGUAAACAUUCCAGUUUAACUCAUCAAUACUUCAACAAUGAAAUUGUGGAACAAUGAAAAAGAAUGAAAACAAAAACAGCUUUUACAAUCUGUCAUUGUGUUUGCAUCCCUUUCAGUUAUAAGCAUCUAAAUUAUAUUAAAUAUAUAUCAACUGUAUAUUUGACUUUUUGUAAAAUAAACCUAACCAAAAAAAAAAAAAAAAAAAAA